GGGUUGGAGGAACCACUACCACGCCGCUCUCAACAACUUGCGCUAGCCAUAUGCGUGUGCAUCGGAAUGUCUUCAGGGUUCGUCAGUGGUGGCAAUGCCGGGGAGGAAGUGCAACGCGACGAUGAGUGGAAAAGGGCGCAGCAGGAAAUUGAAGAUGCCAGACGUGCCAAAGCCGAGCUAGCAAAGCAGCACGACGGCAAGAGUCUGUACGAAGUCUUGCAGGCCAACAAAGACAAGAAGCAAGCUGAGUUUGAGGAGAAAGCACGCUACAAGCUCCAUGUUGCCCUUGACGACGACGAAGCCGACUACCUGGAUUCAAUUCUUGAGAAGAAGCGCCUGGAAGAAGCCAACGUCAAGAAAGAAACGACUGAGCAGCUGCAUCUAUUCCGAAGGCAGCGUGAAGAGGCGGAGAGAAAGGCGCGUGGGCUUGAAGAGGAGAGUGCAGAGCCGACGCAGGAGCAUGGUGCCGAACAAUGGGCUGCUGCUGGAAAGAAGAGGAAGAAAGGGCCUGAAGUCGGACUACUCAAGGGCGUCAAGCUGAGGAAAUCUAGUUCCAUCUCAGAGGAGCAGAAGCCUGCUGAAAAAUCACAGUCGACGAAAGAGACGACCCAGCAAAAUACUACGGACAUUUCUUCCCAAACGAAUACCAAGGCCAAUACCACGAGUUCCGCAAAACCACCGGUCGCCAACGUACAGCCCUCAACAAACGCAUCUGCGUCCAAGACAGGAAACCCACUUUCACUCGGAUUAGGCUACACCUCUUCCGAUGAUGAGGACUAAUUUCUCUAUCGGCUGUGCUGCAAGUUUGAGCUUCUGGCGUUAGCGGAAUUUAGAGCUCAUUCCAACCAUCCUGUUCGGAGUUGUAACGUUUUUGAUGCCGCCCUCUUGAGAACCACGUAGCUGGUAAUGGAGAAACCAAGCCAAGAAGAGAACUCGGUUGUUCAGGAAAAAAACUCAUAUCACACGUCGACGCCUUCCAAAUGCCAGAUCGGGAUUCACCAGAAUAUAUCCAAUUUGAAAAUACAGCUGGUUUAUGCAAAGGUAGCUAGAUGGGUAAUAGCCCGGCUAAAGUGCGUGCUUCAUAUGUAUUUCCAUAACGCUCAUGCGGCUCAUGGAAGCAGAAUUUCUCGGAAACAAUGUUUCACUCGUGUACUUGUUAUUA
Bipolaris maydis ATCC 48331 is the source of this 1162-nucleotide messenger RNA. Its product is annotated as N-terminal domain of NEFA-interacting nuclear protein NIP30-domain-containing protein. NCBI's taxonomy places the organism in Eukaryota, Fungi, Ascomycota, Dothideomycetes, Pleosporales, Pleosporaceae. The record is from RefSeq and is a predicted model, not a curated record. Gene Ontology annotation, cellular component: nucleus.